GGCGGCCCGGGCGGCUGGGAUGGAGCAGAAGCGCGCCGGGCGCCGGAGUACAAGCAGCUGACGGAGACGCGCGGCGCUCGCCUAGCUUCCCCUACCGCCGCCCGAGCCGCCCGCUCGCCCGGCUCCCACCGCAGCCAGCGGACAGAGCAGGAGCUGCCCGCGCUCUGGGCGCUCGGUCAGUCCCGGCAAACUCUCCCGCUGCCCGCGCCGGGUUCGGCACCAAGCCCCAGGGUACCAUGGUCUACAAGACUCUCUUCGCUCUCUGCGUCUUCACGGCAGGACUGAGGCUACAGAGCGCGUCUACAUCAGACCUCUCGCCUGUUUCUCUUCCGGCAAAGAGCAGCCCACCAACGGCCUUCUGGACCAGCUCUCCGCAAAGCCCUCCCGCCUCCCCUACCGGUGGAACGCCCAGCACCUCGGUCCUCCCAGAUACAACAUCGGCCCGGACACCUCCAUCCGCCAAGAACGACUCCGCAGAGCCCAGAGAAGAGGAACCCACCAGCCCAGCCUCCAACUGGGAGGGCACAGACACAGACGCCUCGCCAACAAGCGGUGGGGUCCACUUAACACCCACGCUCGAGGAACACACUUCAGACACUCCCGAGGCCAGGGUGCCAGCUACAGGGUCACAGUCCCCCGUUGAGUCUCCCGCACUCACCUCCCCUCAAGCGCCAGCCUCAUCACCUUCACCCCCAUCAACCUCACCGCCAGAGGAAGUUCCCUCUGCCUCUGUGAGCACCAGCCGUAACUCCGCUGAGGCCAGCACCAAGCCCACAGGAGCUCUAACCACAUCAGAGCCCCCAGCGGAGGACCACAGCUCUGGCCACAGAGCCACUUCACAUGCCCCAGCCGAGCCAGUGCCCACCGAGACCACGGCCCAAGCAACUGUGCCCCCCAGAGUGACCUGUAUGCUGAUAGACACGGAGACCACCACCGCCUCGCCCGGGGUGAUCAUGCAGGAAGUGGAGCAUGAGCUAAGUUCAGGGAGCAUUGCCGCCAUUACGGUGACAGUCAUUGCUGUGGUGUUGCUGGUGUUUGGAGUUGCAGCCUAUCUAAAGAUCAGGCAUUCCUCCUACGGAAGGCUCUUGGAUGACCACGACUACGGGUCCUGGGGAAACUACAACAAUCCUCUGUACGACGACUCCUAACAAAGGAAGGUGGCCUGGGAUGAGGAAUAACUGUCUUUAUUUAUCAGUGCUUAUCCAGUAGAAUUAAUAACAAGUACCUGAUGCGCAUUGAGCGACAAUCCUAA
Messenger RNA from Balaenoptera ricei (Rice's whale), 1252 nucleotides. RefSeq names its product prostate androgen-regulated mucin-like protein 1 (gene PARM1). Lineage: Eukaryota; Metazoa; Chordata; Mammalia; Artiodactyla; Balaenopteridae. Bases 237 to 1148 code for a protein of 303 amino acids. The record is from RefSeq and is a predicted model, not a curated record. Gene Ontology annotation, cellular component: Golgi apparatus; early endosome; plasma membrane. The transcript is spliced from 4 exons.